Molecule: messenger RNA, 5496 nt
Organism: Nilaparvata lugens (brown planthopper)
Lineage: Eukaryota; Metazoa; Arthropoda; Insecta; Hemiptera; Delphacidae
Exons: 6
Coding region: 75-5420 (1781 amino acids)
Source: RefSeq, a predicted model, not a curated record
UAUAAAGAAUGAUGGUUGUAGUACGGUACUCGUGAACUUUGAAACAUUUUAGAUGAAAAAAUAUAAGAGUGGAAAUGAUGUCGAGACGUUUUUCGGACGCACAAAACUAUUAUCAGCGGAUGAAAGAGCUGCAAGAGAAACUCAAACAGAGUGAGGACGAUAGAAUGCGGCUUGAAAAGAAAUUCAACAAAAUUCUACAAACAGUAAGAGCUGAGGAUAGAAUGAGGAAGCUGAGUUCGGCGAAAGACAACUAUAUGCAACUAAUAGAAGAAGACCGCAUGCGCAGUGAUCGCAAUGACAGCCUUAUGCAGAUUUUGGACCGCAUUGAGAACAGAGCCUGUUCCAUCAACGCCAAGACAGAGCGUCUACGGCUGCUAAGGAAACAUUAUGAAGCUUACAUGGAAAGAACAUAUCCAGGAUGGAAAGCCAAUGAAAGUAAAUUCUACGAGUCAUACAAUGAGAAAUUGAAAGCUAUAAACUCGCAUUUCAGAACGCUUUCAAACGAUUACACAGAUCUGCCUACUUGGAGAACAAGCCAGGAUAUGGAUGCAUCAAGAGAUGACAUCUCAACUGCUUCAGCCUACAGCAUUGCAAAUUCACCCCACACAUCCUACCUGAAUACAAGUUCCUUUAAUAUUCCUGACCAAAAUGAAGUGAGAAUCAAUAAUAUGACGGGCUCAAACUUUCAACCACCCAUUUACAACAAUUUUAAUUAUACUCCUCUAUCGAGAGAGUCUUUGGUACAGGUCCCAACAAGCAGCAACUUAAAGGAUUCGUCUAAUUUGGGUUCUAGUUACAAGACUUCAAACUACACUCUCAACAAUCUAACUACUCCAAUCAAAAGUAGUUUCAUUUCAAAUUAUUCAAAACCCACAUCAAUAGUUUCAGACUUGGAUUCAGAAACAUUCCAAUUGAAUAAUGAUAUCAGCCUUCCUCGAACAACGAGACAAAGUAAUGCUGAUCUUGAUAAGGAUUUCAAUACAAGAUCUGAUUACUUUGCAAACGAUAUUUUUGAUAGAACAGCAAGUAAUUCACAGAUAAAUUCUUACUCGCCAAGGUUCUCCAGAUAUGACAGUGGUAGACAAACUUUGAAGUAUAGUCACAAUCCUAUUUCACCGGUUGGGAAAUUCAGCAACAAGUAUAGUCGCCCAUCAAGCUAUGACAAAAAUUACUCGCCAAAAAGUUUAACCAGAUCGGCCAGCUUGGAUACAUUCACAUCGAAAUACUCUCCCAGGUACAGGUAUACAUCACCAACUUCCUACUCUGGCGAUAGGCUGUAUCGAUCCAACAGCCUGGGCAGAAUACCUCAGGAAACCAAAUCUACUUAUUCAUCUCAUAUUUAUGAUUAUGGAGUAGGCUACUACAAAAAGUACUCUCCUAGAACGAGGAUUCCAGAGAGAAAAAGCUACAGCACAUUGUCUACAACUAGUAGAAUUCCAUCAGAUGCGGGAUAUUUUUCUCACAGGAGUACAUCACCAGCAAAUAGUGCUACUUACAGUUCCUAUAACACACCUAGCUACGGAUACAGCAGAUACAAUAGCACACCUAGACUGACUAGGAGUAACUCUAUUCAAAAGAAUUACGACCCUCCUUACACUACAACCUCAAGAAGGAAUGUUGCAUCAAAUUUGCCUUACAUGUCAACUUUGUCGCGCAGUCAGUCCUUCAGUGAGAUUGAUGACCUCGAUUAUCUAUCAAGAAAGAAGAACUACGAUAUGUCUGGUUGGAACCAAUACCCUAUGGGCAGAGAACGAUUUUACUAUGAUGGUAGAAACAGUAAUAAUUAUCCUCAAUACUCAUCAGCUUAUUCUCCUGAGCCAGCUUACAAUGCCAAAAACUACAGCUUUCAAGCAGACAAAUCAACAUCAACAGAUGAUGGAUAUGAUGAAGAUAGGUCUAUGUAUGGGAGGAGGAUCAACAGAGUUCAUUAUGCAGACGAAAUGAAUAAUACAAGACCAACCUUGAACUACAAUGAUUAUACGACUGAAAGACUCUUGGAUAACAGCAGAAAAAUUUAUGAUAGAGAUCCUAAUCCUCAGAGGGAUCCUAAUCAUGAUUUGGGGGUAAAUACAAGAGGUAUUUCUGAAGAAACAUUGAAGACUACUGACAUCCAUGACAGAAAUAAAUUAUCAAGCAAAGAAGAACCGAGCAAAACUUCGACCAAUGUUUCACCCAUCAAAAAUGGAAGCAGUAUGGAUGAAUACAAACCACCCACAACAUUGCCAUAUUCACAGCAGAUACUACAAACCCUCGAAGAGAGAACAGAGGAGGAUAUCACUCAGAGCACAAGUGAGAACCCCUCGCUUGGCUCAGAACAGCAUUGGGAGAAUGAGAUUGGUAAACUCAAAGAUAUCAUGAAUUACGAUUCACAACCGCAAUCAUUUGUAUCAGGUGAUGGGAAAGAUCAUAACACCUCCAAAGAACCUUACAAUUAUUAUAAUAAAUCUGGCCACAGUCCUUCAACAACAACAGAGGGUCUAGUCAAGCCUGUAAGUGAUCAAACCGGAAAACCAGAAAGUGUAGAGGAGAAUUCUCAGAUGCCUGAUCUGAAACAGGAGAUAGAGAUGCUAAAAAGGAAAAAAGAAACCACACUGGACAAUAGUGAUGAUUUUAUUUACAAUGGAGCAUCUACCCAUCCCAGUUCUGCAAAUGAAUAUUAUCAGAACGAAAAUUUGGAAUUGAAUCAACAUCCAUUACAACCACCAUACUAUUCAGAUCCCAAUUAUAGUCCAUACACAUCAGAAGGAAAUAUUGAGAAAAUUCCACAAGAAAAAUUCAAUUAUCAUUCACAACCAACUGAGGUUAUGAAUGAUAAUAUACAUAGUAGAGUAAGUCCAUCUCAUAAUUUGGAAGAAUCUCAUGUAUUGGAAAAACAAGACCAACCAGAGAAAUAUGACAAAAAAUACAAAGAUAAGGUGGACAGUAAUAGGGAAUUGAAUAAAAGUCCAAUCGACUAUCAUUCAUCCAGACAAAUAAGUCCUGUUCCACAAAUUAGAGACAGAGACAGACUAGAGCAAGGAGACCAACACAAGAAACAAAUGAUUUUGCCAAUACAAGAUAGUUCAACUAACAAUUCUAGAGAUAAAGGACAGAUUUCUCCAAGAAGUUUGCAAACUAGUGAUAAAAGUCCUCACCAAUCUAAAAACAACAUUGAUGACAACCAGAUAGGUAAUACUAGAAUUAAUAAACAAUCUAAUGGAGUGAAGCCAGGAAAAGCAAUGGCUGAUUCUCAAGCAGAAAAGGUAUCAAAAGUACAUUCAUCUUCCCAGGAAAAACUUAAUUCUUCAAUUGGAAUGAGCCAAAAUCCACUCGGAGUGAGUAAUCAAAACCAAAAAAGUAGUCAUCCAACUCAACCUGAUAUUCCCAAAAUAAGUAGUGACAAUGGUAGUUCAUCACAAUUAGCAAAUGUACAAAAUACGAAUGCAAUGCAAAGGCAAACUACAGGAAUGAAAUACGAUCAUACACAACCAAGUCUUCAAAUGCCAGACCAUGAUAAUCAACAAAACAAGGCCAGUAUUCCAGAAGAAAUUAUCAAACAGCAAAGUCCAAUAAAUGUUUCUCAGAACUAUCAACCUCAACAGCUAUCAAACAAAGAAGGGAUACCACAAAUCAAUCCAAUAACAUCAGCUCCAAAUAAAGAGCAGAAUCAACAACUAGGAGAUGAAGUAUCUCUACAGCAGAAUGCCAUCCCAGAUCAGCAACAAUAUGAGCAGCCACAGCAUCAAAACUUUGAAGAAAGAGAGGCUCAUGAGCAAUACAAUUAUAAUGAGACUGGAGGAGAUGGUUACCAGCCACAAUAUGACAACUCUAAUGCUUAUCAAUACAAUGAAGAGCAAGCAGCCCAACAAUAUCCUAACAUUCAACAACCCCAUCAACAGUACCAGGAGCCUCAAUAUGCCCAGCAAGAACAGUAUCCACAAACUCAAGAAGGUCAGUACAAUCCACAGCAGGAUGGACAAUAUCCACAUGACCAGGAAGGCCAAUAUCUUCAGCAGGAUAAUCAAUAUCUCCAACAGCAGGAUGGUCAGUAUCCUCAACACCAAGAAGGACAAUAUCUUCAACAGCAGGAUGGUCAAUAUCCUCAACAGCCGGAUGAUCAGUAUCCUCAACAGCAGGAAGGUCAAUACCCUCAACAGCAGGAUGACCAGUAUCCUCAACAGCCAGAUGAUCAGUAUCCUCAACAACAGGAAGGUCAAUAUCCUCAACCACAGGAAGAUCAAUAUCCUCAACAGCAACAGGAUAUACAAUACGUACAACAGCAGGGAGACCAAUAUCCUCAACAAGAAUACCCUCAAAAACCAAUGGAAAACUAUGCUCCACCUCAAGACCAGUAUCCACCCCAGUAUUCACAAGAUAAUAUGGCAAGUAAUCAGUUGCCAAUUGAAAGGCAAUAUCCAGAAGGUGAGGUGCCAGAACGAUUCCCUGAAAAUCCCAACGACCAGCAGUAUCUUGACCAGUCACAACCAUACACAGGAGAACAACAACAACCCCAGCAAUACAUGCAAGGUGAAAAUCAACAGCCUUACCAAGAUGGCGGCCAAUAUGGACAGCAGUAUGGUGAUGGUCAGCACUACCCUAAUGAACAGUAUGCCAACUAUCAGCAGGAUCAGCAAGCCUAUCCAGAAAAUUAUUAUGAGCAACAGCCGGGCUAUGAAGGCUACAAUGAGCAAGCACAGGAGCAUUACCAGCAAAAUCCUGACCAAUACAAUGCCACUAAACCACAAGAACAAUUCUAUCCUGAUGGUCAGGCAGCAGUGGACAAUAAAGAUCAGCAACCUAGUGAUCAAUAUCAACCUACAGAACAAACUUUACCAAGUGCAGGAAAUUAUGACCAACAACAGGUGGAACAACAAAGUGCUCCGAUUCCAGAGAAACAAUCAGCAGAUAACAGGCCAACUGAUGUUUUGCAAGAUCCUCAAGAUAAAGACUUGAACAGAGUCCAAGAGGAAAACCAACAAGAAAGAUCAAAAGUAGAACCAGAAAAGCCGCCAUCACCUGAGUCUUUUAGCAAGGUUGAAAGUGACAAAAAGGCAGCAGAAGUGAAGACCACCAACAGUCCCAAACCUGAGGGCAACAUCCCAACAACAACAGCUGAGUCAGCACCUGCAGCUACAGACAAACCAACACCGAAACAGCCUCCAACAGCUUCCAAGGCCGCAGCUGAGAAAACAGCUGAAGGAAAACCUGAUUCUAAAUCAGCUCCUGCCUCGGCACCAUCCAAGACAGCCGACAGUGGAGGGGGAAAACCGGCAACGAGGGCUGCGGAGAAGAAGGGAGGAGCUGAGGCUGGAGGGAAAUCAGCUGGCGCUGCCAAAUCAGCUGAUGGCAAACCAGCUACCAAAUCUAAAGCUGGAGAAAAGAUUGGUGGUCUGAAAGGAGCUGCAGCUGCGGCCAGAACAGCUAGUAAGCUACAGAAAUAAGUUACUAAACUUUAAUAAGGAGAUAUUGAUGAUAUAAGUCUAUGAAAGGUAUUAUUACGAAUACUUUUCCUACCAA